Messenger RNA from Selaginella moellendorffii, 2534 nucleotides. Its product is annotated as spore coat protein A-like. The coding region runs from base 466 to 2361 and encodes 631 amino acids. Gene Ontology annotation, molecular function: oxidoreductase activity; copper ion binding. The record is from RefSeq and is a predicted model, not a curated record. NCBI's taxonomy places the organism in Eukaryota, Viridiplantae, Streptophyta, Lycopodiopsida, Selaginellales, Selaginellaceae. The transcript has 6 exons.
GAGCAUUAUGGUUGCGCGAUUGGAAAUACAGAGCCACCGGACGCCUCUGUUUGCAGUUUUCGUGGACCAUACAACAUCACCGUCUUCUUCGACUUUAAGUCCUUCAUCUGUGGAUGACCGGUCUUGUGAGCUCCCAGCUAGUUGGAUUGCGGAUGGCAACGAGGGCCAGGAAAAACGAUCGUGUUGGACCAUAAACCAGCGUAGCGGCCAUUCAAGCCGUGUGGAUCAAGCGGAAACAAGAAGGAAUCAUUUAUUUUGCUGGUGAAAUUCCUGUAGUAUUGUUCUGCUUGAGCAAAACGCAGGAUGAAGAUCGACGAGACAAUGAAGCACAACUUUCCUUUGCUAGCCAUUAUUUUUCGGCCUCUCAAGCGCUGAAUUAUUUGAACUCCCGGCGAGCUGUGUCACGCUCUUUGGAAAAGACUUUGCAAUUCGGCAAGUGUUGCAAGCAGGUUGGAAGAGUUCCUAAUGUCUUGGAAGUUCGUAACGCUGUUCAUCCUCGAGAUUUUAGUCGCAGUAGAAGCGGAUGAGGUCUGUCUGCAACUGUCACCAUCCCCGGAGCUGGAAAAGUUCGUCGACGUUCUUCCAACGCCACCAAAGAUAUACUUGAGCCCACGCUACAGAGUUACCAUUGGAGCUUACAAAAUCACCCAGAAACUGCACAGAGACUUGCCACCAACAACACUGUAUGCAUUCGGCACGAGCGAGUAUACAGCUUCUUUUCCGGGUCCAACUUUGAUAGCCCAAAAGAGAGAAACAUCCUUUGUCCGAUGGGAAAAUCACAUUCCAGAUCGUGAACACUUUCUUCCAGUCGACUAUACGAUCCUAGGGGCGGGUCCGCGCUACGGCUACAUUCCCAUGGUCCCUCAUCUCCAUGGACAAGAGGGCUCGAGCUGGUCUGACGGGCAUCCAGAAGCCUGGUUUACAUCAGUUGGCGAGCGGGGCCCGGGUUACGUGACGCAAAACUACGUCUAUCCCAACUUUCAGCGCCACUCGCUCCUGUGGUAUCACGACCACACUUACGGCAUGACCCGGCUCAACAUGGCUGCUGGCUUGGUCGGAGUUUACGUGAUAGAGUCGCCGUGGGAAGAUCCAUCCUGGGUCCCGAGAAACUACGUGCUUCUGGUGAUCCAAGACAAGCAGUUCUUCAGCGACGGCUCCAUAAACUAUCCCAGUGUUGGGAGCAAUCCGGGAGUUCAUCCGCAGUGGUGUCCGGACUACUUUGGUGAUACCAUUCUGGUGAACGGGAAGGUGUGGCCUUACAUCGAAGUCUGGCCGGUGGUGGUGAGGUUCCGGGUGCUGCUUGCGGCAAACUCGAGAUUCUUCAUCCUCAACUUGAACGACACGAGCUUGAGCUUCAUGAAGAUUGGCACGGACGGGGGAUACCUGGCGACUCCGAUACGGCAGAAGAAGCUCAGGCUCUCUCCUUCCGAGCGAGUCGACAUUCUUAUCGACUUUCGCGGAGUGAAGCCCGGGGAGAGAGUUCUCUUGUACAACACCGCGCCGGCUCCAUUCCCGAGUGGAAGCGUCACCGAGCAAGAGGUUCUCCUGUUCAAAGUAAUCAACUGGCGGACCAACGGUACCAUCGACGAAGACGACGAUGAGAUCCCGCAAGCACUCACUCCAAGCGAGCUGGCCGAGUUGCCGACGCUAUCGAUCAUCAAAGCCACGACCGGAGUAGAUCUCUCGUACGUCGACUGGGUGUCAACUUACAACCGGCCUUUCGUCCACCGUGUAAGCCUCGACUCUGGAAACACGCUCACGGGACUCUUCCUCCAGGACAGGCUCUCUUUCACGCGUCCGGCCACCGAGCAAGUCCUGCUCUACACGAACGAGGUGUGGUGCAUGAUCAACACCAUGACAGCAUCCCAUCCGAUCCACAUCCAUCUCAUCAACUUUCUCGUGCUCGAGCAGCAGGGAUUCGACACCGGGCGAUUCGCUGCCGGGUCGUGCUCGUUCGAGUACGACUAUCCGGACUCGAGGAGCUGCUACACGGGCGAGGCACAGGGAGCCGACGUGGAUCAAGUCGGGUGGAAGGACACGGCCGUCAUCCAGCCCGCCACCGUCACCCGGUUCUUCCUGGCGUUCAAGCCCAGCAUCUCGUACAGGUUCCCGCUGGAUCCAACGACGUUUCCACACUUUGUGUGGCACUGCCACAUUCUCGAGCACGAGGAUAACGAGAUGAUGAGGCCGCUGGUGGUGUCCAGCACGAAUGCUCUCUACACCAACAAGUCCUUCCCUCGUUACUUUCCCAGGGACGAAAGCAAAAACGUAGGGCUCGCCACCGGGAACUCGAUCCAUCCACACGACAGGAAACACGUCUACGUAAAGCUCGUCACCAACGAGUCCAUCCAUCUUUACUAAAACUACACGCAACAAUAAGAUGUUCUAGUCACAAUUCCAUUCCAUCCAUCUAGAACGCUGAAACUUUACCAGGUGUUAUUCUUGAUAGCGGAACAAGAACAACUAGUAACACAAGCUUUACACAAACACGUAUCAUUUAUGUAUCAAUAAGUUCUAACUAUAUUUUGAUCACA